GAGCAAAAAAAGAAAAAAGAAUAUCUCUUAACAAGGAUGGAUGAAGAAUGUCUAUGAAUAUUGAAUGAGCCGAUACAUUCAGCUAAAUGAACACAGUGGCUGUCAGAGAGUAGCUUGAAGGCAGACCACAUUCACAACGGGCUAGACUGAUGCACAGAGAACUGCCAUCGUAUCGGGGAAGAAAAAUGGGCUUAUAAAGCCCUUUCAGCCAACUGUGGCAAAACAUCAGUUAUUUUGAGCUUUCUGCAUCACUUCGAGUGCUUUAAACAUCUCACCCCACGACCAUUUCACCUGCCUGCAAUAUAACCCGCUGAUAUGAAUUUUGAACAGAGCAUCUGACGGAACAUUCAAGAUAUGACUGCAAAAGAUUCUUCCAACGAACUUACCACCCCAGAAACCGAAGUCUACAUCAAGACCUUUAAGGAACAUAUGCAUUUAGAACUUGAACUGCCCCGACUUUCGGGGAAAAGAACCACAACAUCCCCGAAAAUCUCCCCUCGCAGUUCCCCCAGAAACUCUCCUUGUUUUUUUCGAAAAUUAUUGGUGAAUAAAAGCAUUCGUCAACGCCGCCGUUUUACCGUUGCGCAUACGUGUUUUGAUGUGGAAAAUGGUCCGACGCCAGGACGUAGUCCUCUGGACCACCAGGCUAGCCCUGGCUCUGGACUUGUCCUCCACGCUAACUUUCCAAAUCACAACCAACGCAGGGAAUCGUUUCUCUACCGAUCAGACAGUGACUAUGACCUGUCACCAAAGACCAUGUCGAGGAAUUCCUCUGCAGCAAGUGAACAGCAUGGAGAUGACUUGAUAGUUACACCUUUUGCCCAGGUCCUGGCAAGUUUGCGAAGUGUGCGAAAUAAUUUUACAUUACUCACCAAUGUCCAUGGAGCUCCAAAUAAAAGAUCACCCAUGACCAACCAACCUCAAAUUUCCAGAGUUAAUAUACAAGAGGACUCCUAUCAGAAACUAGCAAUGGACACUUUAGAAGAACUAGACUGGUGUCUAGACCAGCUAGAGACCAUCCAGACCUACAGAUCAGUCAGUGAGAUGGCAUCAAAUAAGUUCAAGAGAAUGCUGAAUCGAGAACUGACCCACCUCUCAGAGAUGAGCCGGUCUGGGAACCAAGUUUCCGAAUACAUCUCUAGCACAUUCAUGGACAAACAAAACGAUGUGGAAAUUCCAUCCCCGACACAGAAGGACCGAGAGAAGAAAAAGAAGCAAUUAAUGACUCAAAUUAGUGGCGUUAAAAAGUUAAUGCACAGCUCAAGCCUCAACAAUACAUGCAUGUCGCGCUUUGGAGUGAAGACCGAAAGUGAAGACCUUCUCUCAAAGGAGCUAGAAGAUCUUAAUAAAUGGGGUCUGAAUAUUUUCAAGGUAGCAGCCUAUUCGUGUGAUCGGCCCCUCACCUGUAUAAUGUACGCUAUAUUUCAGGAAAGAGAUUUAAUGAAAACAUUUAAAAUAUCAGCUGAUACUCUGGUAACUUACACCAUGACUUUAGAAGAUCAUUAUCAUUCAGACGUCGCAUAUCACAACAGUUUACACGCGGCUGAUGUCACUCAAUCGACCCACGUUCUGCUCUCCACCCCAGCUCUGGAUGCCGUCUUCACCGACCUGGAAAUCCUUGCUGCAAUAUUCGCAGCGGCAAUCCAUGACGUUGAUCACCCUGGGGUCUCCAAUCAGUUUCUUAUCAACACAAAUUCUGAACUGGCUCUGAUGUACAACGAUGAGUCUGUUCUGGAGAAUCAUCACCUUGCUGUGGGCUUUAAACUCCUGCAAGAAGAACAUUGUGACAUCUUCCAAAACUUGACCAAAAAGCAGAGACAGUCUCUCAGGAAAAUGGUGAUAGACAUGGUACUUGCCACUGACAUGUCCAAACACAUGAGUCUCUUGGCUGACCUAAAAACAAUGGUGGAGACCAAAAAAGUGACCAGCUCCGGAGUUCUUCUCCUUGACAAUUACACGGACCGUAUACAGGUUCUCAGGAAUAUGGUCCAUUGUGCAGAUUUGAGCAAUCCUACAAAAUCCCUGGAACUCUACAGACAAUGGACUGAUAGGAUCAUGGAGGAAUUCUUUCAACAGGGGGACAAAGAGAGAGAACGUGGAAUGGAAAUCAGCCCUAUGUGCGACAAACAUACCGCGUCAGUGGAAAAAUCACAGGUUGGCUUCAUUGAUUACAUUGUCCAUCCAUUGUGGGAAACGUGGGCAGAUUUGGUGCAGCCCGAUGCACAAGACAUCCUGGACACGUUAGAAGAUAACAGAAAUUGGUACCAAAGUAUGAUACCUCAAAGUCCCUCUCCUCUUCUGGACGAGCAAGAGAAUGAUGGUCAGGGUCUCUCCGAGAAAUUCCACUUUGAGCUGACAUUGGAGGAAGAAGAUUCAGAAGGACAGGAUAAGGAUGGGGACUGCAUCAGUUAUUACAGCAGCACAAAAACACUUCAUAUUGUGGAUCCAGGAAUGGGAGAUUCGCCAGACGGAGACAUGGAAAUUCUAACGGACGACACGUCUCCGCUGAACACAUAGAACAUGCUUGAAAAUGGACAUAAUUUAACAAAUUACCAUGCAAGCUGUCUUGCUUUGACAAGCCUGUAAUCAGGAUAUUGGGCUCUGUAAGGCACUGGCUAAUGAAGCUGUCGUGCUGCUUGAUAUUGGAGACGUGGCUACUAUGGAUGUUCCAGUCAACGAAUGCUCAGGAAACCAACAGUUGACAUACACUAUUCUGCAACUUUGUUUCGUCUGGGAAUAAAGAAAAAUUAAAAGAACCAAGGAUAACAGAAAACAUGCCUCAUUGUGUUCUGAGAAGAAAAUAAAAAGACUUGAAUUGUCAAUGAACAGUUUGUACAAAAUGAUGACACAAAACUGAGAGAUUUUCUACAGCAAGAUUAAAAACAAAAAAAUUAAACAAAAAAAAAAACUUUAGAUCAGAUAGAUACUAGGGGGUUAUUAUUAGUAGGUCUGUGUUAAAAAAAAAAAAAAAUCCUGUCCACCCGUGUGUGCCUUUUUUGUAACACUCCUUUGUCUUUUUUUUAACCCAUGCAGCGCCAGAGAGGGGAACAACACAUUGCGGAUUGCGCUGCUCUCCUUAUUUGGCGCUGGAACGGGUUAAACGCCUAUUACUUACACGCUAUUUUGUGUAAACUGAACAAAGAAUAAUCUAUGUGUUUUCUGAAAUGAAGCAGUCUUCCUUUCUUCGGGCAAUAUUUACGUGACUUUGUUGAAACUUAUUUAUUAAAUGCGGACGUUUAAAAGGGGACAAUAGGCUCCUCCUUCCAAGAUUGGUCACUUUUAUUGUGAUAAUUCACGCCAUUUCACAUUCCGCUUGAUACAAAGAAAUUUUACCAUUUUUUUUUAUGCCCUCCUUAAGUAUAUAUCUAUUCUGCACAAUAUGGAAGAGGUAGUAGAUCAUUUUUUUUUUUUUAUAUUGUACAAUUCACUACAUUUUAAAAACGAGAGUAAAAGGCAGUAUGUAAUGUGAUGUGUAUUUGAAAUGAAAAUUGCAUGUUCAAAUUUCUGUUUCCAACCUUUCUCCAUUAACCCUCGGGUGUCUGUAUACAACCACCCAGCUGUCGCAGGACUAAAAUUCAGAAUUUAACUUAAUUUUAAGUCCUGACAACAGCCAGGACCUCAGUUGACAUUAAUUUAACCAUUUAUCCAUUGUCUCCUUGCACUGCCUUGAGUCCUAAACCUACUUUACUGUUUAUAACAGUGUACUUAUUAUAUAAUGUAUAUAUUGUAAUGUUUUGUAAGUUAUUAAUUUAUAUAAAUUGACAUUGCCUGUCUUUUGGUGGUGUUGAUUGUGUAGCGAACUCUAGGUAAGAGUUGAAUUUUUCUUCUAACUGUUUUUUUUUUUUUUUUAUUGGAAAAACCGCAAAAGCCUAAACAGUGGCCCAAAUAAGACAUUACGAACCCAUGAAAGUCUCAUUCACAGGGGAUUUGACUUCAGAAAGUUCAGUGUCGCAAUGAGGGGGGGGGGGGGGGGGGGGGAUUCAUGAACCAUUCAGAUUUUUAUUUUUUUUAGAAGCAAUUUAAUUUUUCAAUUAUUUAAUUUAAUUUAUUUUCUGUUUGUUUUUUUUUAAGAAGUUGGGGAACCCCUCAUCAGUGUCACAAGACCUUAUUUUAUACAAAUAAGUCUGCUCAUGCCUCAAAAUGAAAUAUAUAAAAAUACUGAAUUUUUAAUCCCCUGUGAAUGUAUUUUGUUUUACAAAUUUUCAGCAAAUAGGAAAUUUGUUUGCUUCUAUUAUUUUUUUUUUUUUUAAUAUUAUACUGUUAAGAGAACCCAAUGUUAUUUUGUUUCAGUGUGAAGAGUUAUGUUUGUUUAUUUUUCAUAAAGAAUGCUAACGCUUCCGAAAAGAAUUCAGCCUCAAUCUGUAAGAUGUUUGGCCCCGUUUGUGACAUUUCUAAACUUUUCUGAAAAUCGCACAUUUGUGCAUGGGGGUUUGUAUGUCUGUUGGACACUGUGUAUUUCCCAGAUAUAGGUCGACACAAGGUAUGGUAUAGUAUUGUACAUUGUGCUAAACAUGCAAGAUUUUUAUAUGAAGUGAAUAAAUCAGACAAGCAUGAA
This is a messenger RNA of Pelobates fuscus (common spadefoot toad), 4555 nucleotides long. RefSeq names its product phosphodiesterase 4B (gene PDE4B). Bases 355 to 2517 code for a protein of 720 amino acids. Gene Ontology annotation, molecular function: transmembrane transporter binding; 3',5'-cyclic-AMP phosphodiesterase activity. Gene Ontology annotation, biological process: signal transduction. The record is from RefSeq and is a predicted model, not a curated record. Gene Ontology annotation, cellular component: nucleus; cytosol; perinuclear region of cytoplasm. NCBI's taxonomy places the organism in Eukaryota, Metazoa, Chordata, Amphibia, Anura, Pelobatidae. The transcript has 15 exons.